This is a messenger RNA of Drosophila obscura, 878 nucleotides long. RefSeq names its product serine protease 1. The transcript has a single exon. Gene Ontology annotation, molecular function: serine-type endopeptidase activity. Gene Ontology annotation, biological process: proteolysis. The coding region runs from base 31 to 792 and encodes 253 amino acids. The record is from RefSeq and is a predicted model, not a curated record. Lineage: Eukaryota; Metazoa; Arthropoda; Insecta; Diptera; Drosophilidae.
GGACAGUAUCGAGUCGUCGUCUGGGGAAACAUGGAACUGUUGGUAAUAUUUCUCUGCGCUUUGAGUGCGUCUGCCACUGCGAGUGGGAACAGUUCUGAGCCAGUUCCCGACCACAUCAUCACCAAUGGCCAGCCGGCGUACGAUGGCCAGGCGCCCUUUGUCGUGGGCAUGGCCUUCCACACGAGCAAUCAGUGGUGCAGUGGCACCAUCAUUGGCGACACCUGGAUACUGACUGCACGCGCCUGUCUGACGGCCAGCACUGGCGUGACCAUUUACUUUGGGGCGACACGACGCAGCCAGGCGCUGUACGCGGUGUCGGUGGGCAGCUCGCAGUACGUGCAGAACAACGAGCAGCUCGCCCUGGUGCACGUACCGCAGGUGAGCUACAGCAACAGGGUCAGGAAGGUGGCACUGCCGGGGCUGCGGGAUCAAUCGAAUCGCUACGAAAACAGGUGGGCCACCACCUGCGGCUGGGGCAGCACCGCAUUCACACAGGCACUGCCCGACUGGCUGCAGUGCGUCGAUCUGCAGAUCAUGUCCAACAGCGAGUGCAUUCCGUUCUACGGCCGGGAUACCAUCACCGAUCGCAUCCUGUGCACUCGCACCAUCAACGGCAAGUCGAUCUGCUUCGGCGAUGCCGGCAGUCCCCUGGUCACCAAACAGGGCUCCAUUAUGGUGGGGCUGUCGCUGUUCGUGUCCACGCAGGGCUGCACCCUGGGCAUGCCGGCUGGGUUCGCUCGCAUCACCAGCCAUUUGAACUGGAUACGCCAGCACACUGGCAUCUACUAUUGAGUGUCGCACUCGCAGUUAAAGGAGAAAAAAAAACUACAAUUUAAUAUACAAAUAAAAUGCAUUUGGCUGUCGAUUUACAACUCAAA